Branchiostoma belcheri (Belcher's lancelet) is the source of this 2240-nucleotide messenger RNA. RefSeq names its product fatty-acid amide hydrolase 1-like. Lineage: Eukaryota; Metazoa; Chordata; Leptocardii; Amphioxiformes; Branchiostomatidae. Gene Ontology annotation, biological process: fatty acid catabolic process. Bases 64 to 1788 code for a protein of 574 amino acids. The transcript has 17 exons. Gene Ontology annotation, molecular function: amidase activity; fatty acid amide hydrolase activity. The record is from RefSeq and is a predicted model, not a curated record.
UUUGGAUCGAAUGAACCUCUGAAAGCCGGGGAUUUACGAACUGUUUGGUUAAAUUCUGUCAGCAUGGACAUUGCUAACACCUCCACAGCGGUGUGUUCGGUGUUAGCCGGCGUUCUGAGCUGUUAUGUCGGUCUGAAGGUCUACAGGAGACAGCAGGUGAAGAAGAAGGCCUUGAAGAAGAGAGAAGAAAGUCGGAGAGCCUUGCAAGACGUUCUGAGAUCUGUGGCUACUGACGAUCAGCCAACAGCAGCCAAAAGGAGAGAGAUCCUGUCCCUGACUCUGCCCCAACUCAGCCAGCAGCUGAGAGAUGGACAGCUGUCAGCUGUACAGGUGCUGCAGGCAUUCCAGGAGAAGGCAACUACAGAGAACCAAAAGCUGAACUGCUUGACUGAGCCGGUGCCUGGUGCUUUGGCAGCAGCUCAAGGUUUGGAUGCAGAAGGUGAGAAGACUGGACUGUUACAUGGUGUUCCAGUGUCUAUCAAGGAUAAUGUAGAUAUCAAGGGCAUGGCGACCACCAUGGGUGUGACAAAGCACCUGGACACACCUGCAGAUGAAGAUGCUGUUAUUGUCCAGGUGCUGAAGAAACAAGGAGCCGUGCCUUUUGUCAAAACCAACAUUCCACAGACUCUACUCAGUAUGGCCUGCAGCAACCCUGUGUUUGGAGAGACGGUGAACCCUGUUGACCCCACGCGAUCCCCGGGUGGAUCGUCAGGCGGAGAGGGAGCGUUGAUCCGAAGCGGGGGGUCAGUUCUGGGCAUCGGUAGUGACAUCGCGGGGAGUGCACGCAUUCCCGCACACUUCUGUGGAGUUUUUGGAUUCAAGCCAACUGCAUACAGGCUCAGUCCCAAAGGUUUCAAAAGCAGCUCUCCUGGCCAACAGGGAGUGGUUUCAGCUCCAGGACUACUUGCCAGAGACGUGGAUAGUCUAGCCCUUGGUAUGAAGACUUUGCUGGUUCCAGACAUGUUCCAACUGGACCCACUGGUGAUACCUGUACCAUUCAGACAAGAGAUAUAUGAAGACAAGAAGCCCAUGAGGAUAGGAUACUUCACCACCCUACAGUCCUGCCCCCCCACCCCGUCUAUGGGCAGGGCUGUCAUCAUGGCAAAGGAAGCCUUGGAGAAAGCUGGACACACGCUGGUUGCCUUUGAUCCACCAGACCAGAUGUAUGCCAUCAUUGAUCUAGCCUUGAGACUCCUCACCUCAGAUGGAGGACAAACAUUCAACACAAUGUGGCUGAAAGACGAAAUCGUGGAUGAAUGUAUAAAGAGCCAAAUCAGUCUCAUGACCAUGCCAUACUACCUGCGAAGGAUUGUUAGCUUUCUACUCAAGCCAAUUUGGCCAAGGAUUAGUAGGUCCCUGUCUCACCGAUUACUGGGGUCAAUCUAUGAACUCUGGCAAAGGCUGGUAGAGAGAGAGGAGUACAUCCAGACGUUCCUGGCAGAGUGGAAAGAGAAGGAACUUGACGUGUUGUUGUGUCCUGCGUUUGGCAUGCCGGCCUGCAAACCUGAGCACGCUGGGCGCCUCAUCAUUGCUGCAAGCUACACAAUACUUUUCAACCUGCUCAACCUUCCGGCUGGAGUUGUUCCUGUUACCAUGGUAACAGAAGAGGAUGACAUGCUAUUGGAUGACUGGCAGGGUUAUGGAAAUGACCUGUUCGACCGGCUUAUCAGGAAGACAAUCAAAGGUGCAGUAGGCCUGCCCGUGUCUGUCCAGUGUGUGGCACUGCCGUGGCAGGAGGAGAAAUGUCUCAGGCUCAUGAAGGAAGUGGAGACUCUGUGUCCUGUGUGAUUUGUCAGAAAAUAUUGUCCUUUCUUAUCUCUAGAUGUAUAUUAUCUACUUGUAUGCAGAAAAAAAAGUAGGGAAUAAAUACUUCACAAAUCACAAUUAUGAUAUAGUAUACUAUGCAGUACAAACAAUUUUGAAAUGCUUGAAAGCUAAGGUAUGUGAUUUUGGAUGGAACUGCAUAUUAUUUAUGGUGCAUAAUUUUUAGACAGAUACAUAUAGUGCAUGGGAUAAGUAUGCAGCAGUACAUUGCAAAACUAAUUAUCUAAAAGUGUUAAAGGUUCCAUCAGUGUUACUAAAAUGAUAGUAAAAAUUCAAAUGUAAAUCUGUCUCUUUUGAUUACUAGUGCAUGUACAUGGACGGGACCUAUCUUAAGUGCUGAACACCAUCAUACACACACAAGUAAACAUGACUGUCCUUGGUGCUGAAAAACAUCCACACAGGCAAAUACACUUGUC